Molecule: messenger RNA, 1584 nt
Organism: Asparagus officinalis (garden asparagus)
Lineage: Eukaryota; Viridiplantae; Streptophyta; Magnoliopsida; Asparagales; Asparagaceae
Product: cell division control protein 2 homolog A-like
Exons: 9
Coding region: 359-1252 (297 amino acids)
Biological process (GO): G1/S transition of mitotic cell cycle; regulation of gene expression; regulation of G2/M transition of mitotic cell cycle
Cellular component (GO): cyclin-dependent protein kinase holoenzyme complex; cytoplasm; nucleus
Molecular function (GO): cyclin binding; cyclin-dependent protein serine/threonine kinase activity; ATP binding
Source: RefSeq, a predicted model, not a curated record
CGCUCCAGCGCCAUAACAACCCCGACUUGGCCAAUCAAAUUUCUUGUCUCCACUACUAAUCCUAAUUAGCGCCAACUGUUCCCAUUUUAGUAUAAAUAAGAACAAUAAUUAAAUUAGAUUAAGUCACGUAGAAAGAGAGAGAGGCUCAGAGAAAUUGACCGUGGUCCGCUGAAAACGACGACUCUGGAGAGAGAAAGUAGAGGGCGGCAUAAAAAGCAGCUCGCUCUCUCCCGCGCCUCCCCCUCAAACGAAGAGAGAGAAAGCGGGCGAUAUAAUCAAGACCCUCGUUUCUUUUGGUCAAAACCCUAGCUCCAAGGACUCAGAGGUUUUUGAUAUCAGGAAGUGGAGUUUGGAUCAAAUGGAUCAGUAUGAGAAAGUGGAGAAGAUUGGGGAAGGGACUUAUGGUGUUGUGUACAAAGCUCGAGAUCGUCUCACAAAUGAUACAAUAGCACUGAAGAAGAUAAGAUUGGAGCAACAAGAUGAGGGUGUCCCGAGUACCGCUAUUAGAGAGAUCUCACUGCUUAAGGAAAUGCAGCAUGACAACAUAGUCAGGUUGCUUGAUGUAGUCCAUAGUGAAAAGAGGAUAUAUCUUGUAUUUGAGUAUCUGGAUUUGGACCUCAAGAAGCAUAUGGAUACUUGUCCUGAUGUUGCUAAUGGUCCCCGUAUAGUAAAAAUGUUUCUCUAUCAGAUUCUCCGUGGCAUUGCUCAUUGCCACUCGCACCGAAUUCUUCAUCGGGAUCUGAAACCUCAAAAUUUGUUGAUAGAUCAGCGAACUAAUACUUUAAAGAUUGCAGAUUUUGGGCUGGCCAGAGCAUUUGGUAUUCCACUCAGAACAUUUACUCAUGAGGUAGUCACUCUGUGGUAUAGGGCACCUGAAAUUCUCUUGGGGUCUCGUCAAUAUUCUACUCCUGUAGAUAUGUGGUCGGUGGGUUGUAUUUUUGCUGAAAUGGUGAACAAGCGACCUUUAUUUGCUGGUGAUUCUGAGAUUGAUGAGUUGUUCAAAAUAUUCAGAGUUUUGGGCACACCAAAUGAAGAUACAUGGCCAGGAGUGACUUCCUUGCCUGACUUCAAGUCUACUUUUCCAAAAUGGCCUCCUAGGGAUCUAGCAACCGUGGUCCCAAAUCUUGAACCAGCUGGACUUGAUCUUCUUUCUAAAAUGCUUCAGUAUGAACCAGCUAAAAGAAUCAUUGCUCGGCAUGCUCUUGAGCACGAAUACUUCAAGGAACUUAAGGAUCUUGGAAUGGUACCAUGAUUUUGAUCGUCUCUCCAACUGUAUACUAGUAUAUUCACUCAUCAAGGUUGCAGAUCGGUAUUGUUUGUGUGAUUCAUUUGUUCAAACUGGUUGUUCAAUUAGUGUUGCUUGAGCUGUUUUCUUUUCUUUUCUUUUCUUUUCUUGUCUCAUUAUUAUUAUUUUUUUCUAGAUGACAUGAGAGCCUCUAUUUUUCGGAUUGUAGAAAUCUCUUACCAUUUUGUUUGGGGAUGUGUUCUGCCCUGGUUUUCAUGAUUCUGCGCAAAUGUUGCCCAUGAAGACUGCUGUUAAAACUUUGCCUAUUCUCAUACCAAAAGUAAACAAACUUUCAAGCG